Molecule: messenger RNA, 407 nt
Organism: Arctia plantaginis
Lineage: Eukaryota; Metazoa; Arthropoda; Insecta; Lepidoptera; Erebidae
Source: the annotation of a GenBank genome assembly
CUUUGGAAAGUAAUGCUUGUAACUGGUACCUAUACAUAAAAUCUCCAGAGGAUAUAUCUUUUGUAAGGAUGCCUAUUAACUCGCGAAUUGAGCAUACCCUGUUGAAGGCGGCGAGGCGGCACAAGCAGACGCUUGUAGUUAGUCAAUAUUCUUCUGUCGUUUGCAGCCAUCGGUCUGGAAAUCGAGUGUCUGUGAAGUACCUCUAUGGAGGGGACGAUAACAAGCACAUUGGCAGGUGGCAGUUAAUUGUACGACCAUGUGGUGGGUGGUGGUGUGCCAGGUGUCGUGUUUACUUUUGGUUGCGGGGAUGCCUGUCUUACAUAACCCCGCAUGUUGGCAUUUCAAACACGGUAAACUGUGUGGACUACUCAACUGAAAGAUUUGCCAAAAAUUAUGAACGAAGGUAA